CGAUGAAAAGAACUUACCAACCUUCAAAAAGAAAAAGAAGAAAUAAACACGGGUUUAGAGAUCGUAUGGACUCUAAAGAUGGAAGAAAUGUUUUAGCCAGAAGAAGAAGCAAAGGAAGAAAACGUUUAACUGGAGAAUUUGCUUAUCUUAUUGGAAAAACAGGAAGUGGAAAAAGUAGUUUACUAAAAGUUCUUUAUGGCGAUUUACCUUUACAUAGUGGAGAAGGCGAAGUGGUUGGAUACAAUUUAAGUAACAUUAAAGUGGGAUUAAUUCCAGCAUUGAGAAGAAAAUUGGGUAUUGUAUUUCAAGAUUUUCAAUUACUCACAGAUAGAGACAUUUAUAAAAAUUUAUAUUUUGUAUUAAAGGCUACAGGAUGGAAUAAAAAAGAUGAAAUAGACGCUAGAAUAGAUGAAGUAUUGAACAGUGUGGGAAUGAUAGAGAAAAAAUUUAGUAUGCCACACCGUUUAUCUGGUGGAGAACAGCAGAGAAUUGUAAUUGCCAGAGCAUUGCUUAAUCAUCCAGAAUUGAUUCUUGCCGAUGAGCCAACAGGAAAUUUGGAUCCAGAAACUUCAACAGAAAUUAUGGAACUGAUAUUAAAAAUAUCUAAAGAAAGAAAUUGUGCAGUUUUCAUGGCCACACAUGAUCAUAGCAUCAUAAAACAAUAUCCAGCUAAAACUUAUAAA
Molecule: messenger RNA, 683 nt
Organism: Darwinula stevensoni
Lineage: Eukaryota; Metazoa; Arthropoda; Ostracoda; Podocopida; Darwinulidae
Source: the annotation of a GenBank genome assembly